ACCAUGGAGGACGCCGCACGCGAAGUCUUGCGCGACUCGGAGGUGCUGAAAGUGACGCUGCAAGCCUACGCGACGCCCACUUCCGAUGACGGGUCUCCCCCGACGCCUGCUGGCGACUUGAAAGACAAGGAUAGGCGCGUUCUUGCCGUGAUAUCACACCAAUACUUUGGCGAGGAUGAGCAAGGCGCAUUUCUCGUUCUCAAGCCUCCGACCGGAUCUACGCUUGCACCCCGUGUCGUGUCAGUGGAGCACGUAUUCCCCAUUGUUGGCCGGUUCUCCAUCACUAUGGCCCAAGGGAGUCAGCAAUUGGUUGGAUUUGGGACCUCGGCGACUCUCAAUCAGCCCAAAACUGAUCUCUUCGUCACAAUAACGCCGGACGGUUCAUCGCCGCCUCUGACCCUGUUAACGCAUGACCUAACGCAACUUCGCGCUCUCCUGGCCGAAUAUAAACGUCUGAAAGAAAUUGCCGAUUCCGCUCCUACGUCAACCGCCGUAACGACAUACUCGUGGCUCGCGCCAUACACAGCGAGGCAGCACUCACCGACACCACCUUUCUCGUCCAAAUCACCUCCGCCGGAUCUUAGGGUGGUAACGCAACCUCUACACACGCGUUUAUCCAAAGCUAGUGCAGGUGACCCCGGCGACGACGCCGGAGACAUCGCCAUCAUCCGAGAAGAUUGGUUGCGCACACGGGCGCGGGAGGCAUGCGCUCAAGAACAGGAUGCCGAGUCGCGUCGAACGACGUACAGACUACGCCUGGGAACGUUCAACGUGAACGGCAAGCUGCCCUCGCAGGACCUCGCUGGCUGGGUCGGCGGGCGAAGGGGCGUCGGGUCGGGUUUCCUGCCGCCUGUGCCGACCGUGUCCCCGCUUGAUGUGGGGCUGGAUAAGGUUCUCGGUGCUGAGACUCAAAGCGGUUCGGGCACAGAGGACGACAAGAAGUCGUCACUUUCGUCCGAAACGGAAACAGCGGUUGCCGCUCCUCCGAAUGAAGAUUUCGCAAAGGAAGAAACCGAUGCCGUCGCUGUCGCGAGUCCGGUCAAGGAGGAAGAAAGUGAUCCGGAUUUCCUCGUCCUCGGCUUUCAGGAACUUGAUCUGUCGACCGGAGCGCUGGUAUAUGCGACGGACACGACGAGGGAAGACUCGUGGGUCGCUGCUGUUCUCGCUGGCCUUGGCGAGAAAGCAGAGCUGUACGAAAAGCUAGCUUCAAAGCAGCUCGUCGGGAUGCUAAUCAUCGUUAUGGUUAAGAAACGUCUCCGUCCGUCGGUGAUUGACGUCAAGACCUGUUCCGUAGGAGCCGGUAUCAUGGGUCUAAUGGGCAACAAGGGCGCCACUGCCGUACGGAUCACGCUGGCUCCGCUUUUGAGCGACAGCACCUCUGUUCCGACUGUGCUGACCUUCGUGAACGCACAUCUCGCUGCAUUCGACGAGAUGGUCGACCGCCGGAAUGCUGAUUUUCACGACCUGUCUCGUCGACUUGUCUUCAACGGUGCUUGGAACCCGAGCUCCUCGCAAUAUACAGAAGCAUAUAGCGUAUUUGAGAGCGAUUGCCUGUUCUGGAUGGUAGAUUUGAACUAUCGGAUCGAUUUACCGGACCAGGACCUGCGAAACAUCCUAGGUUCUGCUGCGAGAGAUAUUUACUUGGACUCGGUACAAAGAUUUGAUCAGCUGAAAAUAGCCAUAACGAAGAGCAAGGCAUUCGUUGGCUUUUCGGAGCAUCAGAUUGCUCAUUUACCCACAUAUCGGUUCGCACCAGGAGUUAUGACAGACAAGAUGGGCUAUGACAUGAAGCGAAAACCAGCGUGGUGUGACAGGAUUUUGACCAUAGUCGAGCCAACCGUUAGCUUCGAGCAACUGUCGUACGCGAGUCAUCCCGAGAUAAGUCAAAGCGACCAUAAACCGGUAUCUGCGGAGUUCAUCAUCAAAUGCGAUAAUCACCGAACAGAUGGUUACGACCGUGUACUGGGCCGUCUAUACAAAACGGUUUACGACUUCGAAGAGUUUGAGGAGCCGCCCAAGUUGAAGGUAUCGGAGACUAGUGUUGACCUCGGCAAAGUGAGAUACAAUAGACCUGCGACAAGAUCAAUACAAGUUCGGAAUGUAGGAAAGCAACCUUGCGCCUUCCGGUUCGUCGCAGCAGACCCCCAUGAAUCACUGCAUCCGAAAUGGUUGAAAAUCGAACCUCUUGCAGCUCUCCUACUUCCCGAAGAAACCUGCGAGGUUUCCAUAACCUGUCGUGUUGACAGGACAACGGCAGAAUCAUUGACUACGGCGCCUGAACUGGCGUGCACCCUAAUUUUACAUACAGAGCUUGGCAAAGAUCACUUCGUUCUCCUCACCGGGGAGUAUGAGCGAACGUGUUUUGGCAACUCGUUGAAGACGCUCACCCGUCUUCCCGGUCCAAUCCGUUCGCUGGAGUCGAAGGAUCUGCUUCCAGAGGAAAAGGCGAACAACGCACCGCGCGAACCCAUGAGAUUGGCCAAUUGGCUCAUGGACCAUGCAUCGUGGAUAGUGGAUCAUAAGGAGCAUGUGCAAAAGCUGUUCCUAUCGGACACGGCGGAAGACAUACUCGUGUCUAUUCGAGAUUGCCUCGAUACUGGUGACGAAUUCCCUCUUAUGCCUGAUAUCGAAACCCCCGAUACCACCCAUAUACUCGCUUUUGGAGAGGCUUUAAAACAGAUGCUGGACUCCCUCUCGGAGCCAGUAAUACCGUGGCAGUUUCACGAGCGCUGCGCCCAAAUCCUCGAUAGAGAUAUGGCAAUCGAUUGCUUGAGUGAACUUCCUGCCGCGUCUGUUAACGUCUGGAUAUCUGUCACAUCCCUGUUGCACUUCAUAAGCCAGCAGGGCGAUGAUCCCGCUGCCAGAGCGAACGAACUUGCGGCUAUCUUUAGCAACAUCUUGCUUCGAGACGAUUCCUCGUACCAAUAUACUCCAAUCUCCCCAUGGAAGAAACGCGAUUUUCUAAUGUUGUUCAUUAGACCUUAGCGACAAUCACAUUCUGAUGUUUUCAAUGCGGCUUUUUGCGUCUCUAUCCGUUUGCUUCACCUUCGCGAAGCGCCACGUAUCUCCGAAACACAGGACAGAAGCGAUAAGAAUUAGACGAUGAUAUUCUACUUCAACUAAAAACCGUUCGCAAAGCAUGUCUAUGCCACGAAAAGACAGUAAACGCCCGGACCCUACAGGUGUCUAGAGGCUGAUGUUGAUGGGCACGCAGCCGAUGGAUACCAAUCCGUUGAAGGAGUUGUUCUCACAGCACACAGGACUAGCGCUGCAGCUGUUACCGCCAAGGCCGACGGCCGAAAGCGGUGAACAGCCCAGACCGAUAUCCUCGACAGCGCUCAAGACUAUACCAAGGAGACCAAGGAUACCAGCGGCUCCAGGAUCGUCGGACUUGGUGACGGAGUUGCAGCAUUGGAUUGAGCCCGUGUUACAUUGCGAAGGUGACCCUGACGGUGAUGCCCUCUUGGCCGCGGAGACGCGGGAGGCAGAGUAUGGCUGGCGAGGCGCAAGAGGCGGGAGCCCGCGCUUCAUCCGGUCGGCGUUGGCGCCGAUCGCGGAAGCGGCGACAGUGGCCACGAUAGCAAAGAGUAAAGAGAGGGCGAAUCCAAGCUUCAUUGUAUAGAUAAUAAUGGGCGGCCGCAAGGGUGAUCGGGUCUUUGGG
Molecule: messenger RNA, 3661 nt
Organism: Punctularia strigosozonata HHB-11173 SS5
Lineage: Eukaryota; Fungi; Basidiomycota; Agaricomycetes; Corticiales; Punctulariaceae
Product: DNase I-like protein
Exons: 25
Coding region: 4-2985 (993 amino acids)
Biological process (GO): phosphatidylinositol dephosphorylation; signal transduction
Molecular function (GO): phosphatidylinositol-4,5-bisphosphate 5-phosphatase activity
Source: RefSeq, a predicted model, not a curated record